AUGGCUGAACAACUCGUACUCCGCGGCACCCUUGAGGGCCACUCUGGCUGGGUCACGUCCCUCGCGACCUCCCUCGAGAACCCCAACAUGCUCCUCUCCGCCUCGCGCGACAAGACCCUCAUCAUCUGGGACUUGACCCGCGGUGACGAGUCCUACGGAUACCCUAAGCGCUCUCUGCACGGACACUCGCACAUUGUUUCCGACUGUGUGAUCUCGUCCGACGGCGCCUACGCUCUGUCCUCGUCUUGGGACAAGACUCUGCGCCUGUGGGAGCUGUCCACCGGUCAGACCACCCGCCGCUUCGUCGGCCACACCAACGACGUCCUGUCCGUCUCCUUCUCCGCCGACAACCGCCAGAUUGUCUCCGGCUCGCGCGACCGCACCAUCAAGCUGUGGAACACCCUCGGUGACUGCAAGUACACCAUCACCGACAAGGGCCACACCGAGUGGGUCUCGUGCGUGCGCUUCUCGCCCAACCCACAGAACCCCGUCAUCGUCUCCGCCGGCUGGGACAAGUUCGUCAAGGUUUGGGAGCUCUCCACCUGCCGCCUGCAGACCGACCACGUCGGCCACACCGGAUACAUCAACACCGUCACCAUAUCUCCUGAUGGCUCCCUCUGCGCCUCCGGUGGCAAGGACGGUACCACCAUGCUCUGGGACCUGAACGAGUCCAAGCACCUCUACUCGCUCUCCGCUGGUGACGAGAUCCACGCCCUUGUCUUCUCGCCCAACCGCUACUGGCUGUGCGCUGCCACCGCCAAGGAGAUUGUCAUCUUCGACCUCGAGAAGAAGAGCAAGGUUGAUGAGCUUCGCCCAGACUUCAUGGAGGGCGGUGGCAAGGCCCGCGAGCCAGAGUGUGUCUCCCUCGCCUGGUCUGCCGACGGUCAGACCCUGUUCGCCGGUUACACCGACAACAAGAUCCGUGCCUGGGGUGUCAUGUCCCGCGCUUAA
Molecule: messenger RNA, 951 nt
Organism: Ramularia collo-cygni
Lineage: Eukaryota; Fungi; Ascomycota; Dothideomycetes; Mycosphaerellales; Mycosphaerellaceae
Product: probable CPC2 protein
Exons: 3
Coding region: 1-951 (316 amino acids)
Biological process (GO): positive regulation of protein phosphorylation; rescue of stalled cytosolic ribosome
Cellular component (GO): nucleus; cytosol
Molecular function (GO): ribosome binding; translation regulator activity; protein kinase C binding
Source: RefSeq, a predicted model, not a curated record